UCUCGGUUUCACCUCGGAGGACAGCUCCCUGGAUUAGGCAGAUUGGUUUACACGUAUUGAUCCGGACGACGGUUCACUUCUCUCUUGGCUACUUUCAUCCGGUGCGGUAAAAAGACUGCGUCCCCUGCGCUCACCGGCCUCCUUGCCAUCCGCUGCAGGAAAAAACUGCGUUUGCCGAAAAAACAAAGCAGCAAGCAAGAAUGACCGAGUACGGCUUGGAGAAGAAAAUUACAUCAGCUUCAAAUUCACACACAGAAGUAAAAUCUGAACAACCGCCUCCUUGUGUGAAUCCAGGCAACCCUGUGUUUUCAUGUAUGUUGGACCCAAAGACACUCCGUACAGCUACCUCGCUAUCAAAACCUCAGAUGAUUAUGUAUAAAACCAAGUCAAGUGAUUACGGUGAAUUCUCACCUAUACCACAGUUUCUUCCCUGCAGUUAUUCUCCGAAGGAGCAAGUAUUCUCAAGCCGUCUCAGAGCGACUGGGUUUUAUCAAAACAACACUCUAAACACGGCACCUGACAGAACCAGAACCCUUGAUUUUCCUAAUUUUCAGCACACUCUGUAAACAUAUGUUCCUUCGUACAUUUAAGAGAAAACAUACUUAGAGAAAAAUGAGUUUUAAAUCUGAAACUAAAAUACCUAAAAUUUUGGAAUAU
This is a messenger RNA of Trichechus manatus latirostris (Florida manatee), 657 nucleotides long. It is a transcript of the gene PIERCE2, whose product is annotated as piercer of microtubule wall 2. Gene Ontology annotation, biological process: axoneme assembly. NCBI's taxonomy places the organism in Eukaryota, Metazoa, Chordata, Mammalia, Sirenia, Trichechidae. The record is from RefSeq and is a predicted model, not a curated record. The coding region runs from base 201 to 566 and encodes 121 amino acids. Gene Ontology annotation, cellular component: axonemal microtubule. The transcript has 2 exons.